CAGAGGCAGGUGUCUGGGUGUGAGCGAGGCAGGCUCUGGUCCUGCUCCUGGAGUCACAGCAUGUUACAAGGGAGUCUUCUGGUAGUGUCUUUCCUCUUAUCUCCAGUUCCAGUAAGCACUAUGAAAGAAUGCCCCACAGUAAAGAAUUAUCAAGUGGUUUAUCCCAUAAGACUUCAUCCAUUACAUAAAAGAGAGGCCGAAGAGCCAGAACAGCAGGGACCAUUUGAAACUGAACUAAAGUAUAAAAUGACAAUUAAUGGAAAAGUUGCAAUACUUUACUUGAAAAAGAACAACAAUCUCCUUUCACCAGGCUAUACAGAAACAUAUUAUAAUUCCUCUGGAAAGGAAAUCACUACAAGCCCACAAAUCAUGGAUGACUGCUAUUACCAAGGACACAUCAUCAAUGAGAGAGUUUCUGAUGCUAGCAUCAGCACGUGUAGAGGUCUGCGGGGCUACUUUAGUCAAGGAGAAGAAAAGUACUUCAUUGAACCUCUGAGUGCCACAAGUCAGGAUGAGCAGGAACAUGCUGUCUUCAAGGAUGACCCCAGCGAAGAUCAGGCUAACAGCAGCUGUGGGGUGAAUGACACGCUGUGGUCACAUGGGCCACAUCAGAAUAUGGUCCCACCUGCCACCAGACUGGUCAAGUUGGAUGGUGGUGAAGUUCACAAACCCAAGAAAUACAUAGAAUAUUAUGUGGUCCUGGAUAAUGGUGAAUUUAAGAAAUACAAUGAAAAUUUAGCUGAAAUAAGGAAGAGAGUACUUGAGAUGGCCAAUCACGUAAACAUGCUCUACAGAAAGCUGGAUGCUCACGUGGCCCUCGUUGGAAUGGAAAUCUGGACUGAUAAGGAUAAGAUAAAUAUUACUAGGAAUGCCAACACCACCUUGAAGAACUUUUCUAAGUGGAGAGGGAGCGACCUACUUAGAAGAAAGCAGCAUGAUAUUGCUCAGCUAAUCUCCUCAACAGAGUUUUCUGGAGCCACAGUGGGUCUUGCUUUCAUGUCUUCAAUGUGUUCUCCAUAUCAUUCUGUUGGUGUUGUGCAGGACCACAGUAACUAUCAUCUUAGAGUGGCAGGAACAAUGGCUCAUGAAAUGGGCCACAACCUUGGGAUGGUCCAUGACAACUUUAAUUGCAAAUGCCCUUCCGAAGUCUGCGUGAUGGAGCAAUUGCUCAGAUAUCACAUGCCUACAGACUUCAGUUCCUGCAGCCGUGUCAACUACGAAAAGUUCCUUGAAAAGAAAUUAUCCAAUUGCCUCUUUAACAUUCCAUCGCCUACAGAUAUCAUAUCCAUCCCAACCUGUGGGAACCAGUUGGUGGAAAUAGGAGAGGACUGUGAUUGUGGGACCCCUGAGGAAUGUACCAACCCUUGCUGUGAUGCUAAAGCCUGUAAAGUCAGGGCUGGCUUCCAGUGUGCCCUGGGAGAAUGCUGUGAAAAAUGCAAUUUAAAAAAGGCCGGGAUGGUGUGCAGACCAGCAAAAAAUGAGUGUGACCUGCCUGAAAUGUGUAAUGGUAAAUCUGGCCUCUGCCCAGAUGACAGGUUCAGAGUCAAUGGCUUCCCUUGCCAGUAUGGGCGGGGCUACUGCUUGAUGGGCACCUGCCCUACCUUGCAGCAGCAGUGCAUGGAGAUGUGGGGCCCAGAAACCAAGGUUGCAAAUCAGUCAUGUUAUCAGCAGAAUGAAGGUGGGUCCAAGUAUGGGUACUGCCACAUUGUGAAUGGCACACAUGUCCCAUGCAAAGCAAAAGAUAUAAUGUGUGGGAAGUUGUUCUGUGAAGGUGGGUCAAGAAAUUUGCCCUGGACAGGUCUUACAAUAUCUUUCAUGACAUGCAAAAUAUUUGAUCCUGAAGACUCUAGUCAAGGAAUAGACAUGGUGGCCAAUGGAACCAAGUGUGGAAAAAACAAGGUGUGCAUUAAUGCAGAAUGUGUGGAUAUUGAGAAGGCAUAUAAAUCAACCAAUUGUUCCUCUAAGUGCAAAGGACAUUCUGUGUGUGACCACAAGCUUCAGUGCCAAUGUAAAGAAGGAUGGGCCCCUCCUGACUGUGAGGACUCCGCCACAGUCUUCCAUUUCUCCAUGGUGGUUGGAGUGCUUUUCCCGCUGGCAGUCAUAUUUGUGGUGCUUGCUAUAGUACUCCGCCACCACAAUGUAAGAAGGAGGCAGAAGAAAGUACAGAGGCCACUGUCCAACACUAAUGCAAAGACACAAAAACAGAAGCUUAAAUCCCGGAAGGUGAAGACCAUUCAGCCUCAAGAGAUGAACCAGGCAAAGCAGCUCCACGUGUCCGACCUGUCAGAAGAAGGCAGUGACCAUCCAGCUUACGUUCUGAUCACAAAGCCAAAUUUUCCACCACCACCAAUUCCUGUCUCCUUAAAAUUAGGGGAAGAUAAAAGUGACAGCUGGGGAGACUAUAACUUCAAACUGCCUGGGACAUCUCAGCUAUCUGCAGAAGCCAACAUGUUUUGGGUCCUGCUUUCAGUACUCUGGUUUACCAUCCAAACCCAAGCAACAUCUAUAAAGCCAGUUCGUGAAUUAGAGCUUCAAGAAAUAGUUCAUCCUAAAAAGCUUCCCACUGAGAACAACCAGACAGAGAGGUACGCUGAAGAGGCAAGAUAUGCACCUGAAGUUCAAUAUCAGAUUAUAUUAAAUGGAGAAAAAAUUAUCCUUCACCUACAAAAAGUCAAGCAUCUCCUCAGGCUAGAUGACUCUGGAACACCCAGGGGAGAGGACAUCACCAGAAACCCUUGGGACAUGAAACAGUGUUACUAUGAAGGCCACAUCCUGAACGAACAGGACUCUGUUGCCAGCAUCAGGACUUGUGAUGGGUUGAGAGGGUGUUUCACAUACCGUGGCCAAGGAUACCUGAUAAAGCCCGUGCAAAGCACGGGAGAGGGAGAGCAUGCCGUCCUCAGGUGCAGCCAGAAGGAAGCAGAUGCAGCUAACCACAAAUGCGCUGAGCGAUGUGUCAGCAGUAAACAAAGCCAUAUUCGAACUUUUAGAUCACUCAAAAGCCUAAAACAAGAAGACUUUCUCCAGGGACAGAAAUACAUUGAUCUCUAUGUGGUGCUGGAUAAUGCCUUUUACAAGAUAUACAAGGGAAACGUGACUCUGAUGAGAAGCUUUGUGUUUGAGGUGCUCAAUCUACUCAAUGUGAUUUAUAAUACUAUAGAUAUUCAAGUGGCUUUGGUAGGCAUGGAAAUUUGGUCUGAUGGUGAUAAGAUAAAGGUGGAACCCAGCAUUGCCACCACAUAUGGCAACUUCUUGAAAUGGCAUCGGUCUAACCUAGGCAAAAACAAGAUCCAUGACCAUGCUCAGCUUCUCAGCGGAAUUGACUUCCUCAAUGGACGUGUAGGAAUGGCAGCUUCGAAUUCCUUGUGUUCUCUCUCUUCCGUGUCCGUUAUCGGGGCUAAAAGAAAGAAUAAUGUGUCUCUAGUAGGAGUGAUGUCACAUGAAUUAGGCCAUGUCCUUGGUAUGGCUGACGUCCCAUAUUUCACCAAGUGUCCCUCUGGCAGCUGUGUGAUGAAUCAGUAUCUGAGUUCAAAAUUCCCCAAGGAUUUCAGUACAAAAAGCCUCUCACACUACCAAAGAUACCUUUUAUCUCAAAAACCAAAGUGUCUUCUGCAAGCACCGAAUCCUGAAAAUAUAAUAACAAAACCACGGUGUGGGAACAAACUUCUGGAAGUGGGAGAAGACUGUGAUUGUGGCUCUCCAGAGGUGUGCACCGAUGUUUGCUGUGAGCCCUUGACCUGUAAGCUGAGACCCAGGACUGCCUGCAGAGGAGGAGACACUUCCAAUCAUAUCAUAAAUUAACAAGAGUCUCCUGCAUUGAGAGGAUACUUUGCCAGGACAACAAUCAAGAAUGCUGACCCUGCCAGCAGUUUUGUAUGUUUUUACCUUUGCACUUAGAUACCCUGACAGCAUGCUGGAUACUGUGUUCAUGGAUUCAGUCAACCACUGAACAAAAUCAUCUGGAUAAACACAAUUAUGUCUGUAGUUAACAUGGAUUUUUGUCAUCCCCUAAACCAUAUUGUAUAACAAUUAAUUUCAAAGCAUGUAUAUAUACAUAUAUGAAGGCUUAAUAGGCCAUGUGUAUUUGAAAACGGAGGGCAUAGUUUGUCUCUCAUCUGAGGAGAGCAAAUGAAAUUAGGCUCUGAACAAAGUUACUCAAUAUGUAUUGUUGAAUCAGUGAACUGAUUCAAAGCUUUAUAAUCAAAAUUACACCCUGAUUCCAUUUUAUGAGGAUGGCUUAGGGGGAUUGAAUACAAGCUGGUGAGUGAGGCAUGCGCAGGGAAGAGAGCGCCGUUCUAGUCUCAUGUCAGCUUUGGCCCGCGCCUUACCUCGCUCCUGUAUGUAUAGUUGAUAUUUUGUUUCAUGGGAAUAUUAAUUAUCUGUAAUACUUUCAUUUUAUCAAGUAUAAUUCUUCCCACAUUCUUUCACCAUCAUAUACUAGGCUUGUUUUGAGUAGUCUACAAUGCUUACAUUUUAAUUGAUCAGGAGAGGAAGGCUUCAUUCUUCAUUUGAUUCA
This is a messenger RNA of Jaculus jaculus (lesser Egyptian jerboa), 4516 nucleotides long. It is a transcript of the gene Adamdec1, whose product is annotated as ADAM like decysin 1. Bases 61 to 3801 code for a protein of 1246 amino acids. Gene Ontology annotation, biological process: proteolysis. The transcript has 36 exons. Gene Ontology annotation, molecular function: metalloendopeptidase activity. The record is from RefSeq and is a predicted model, not a curated record. Gene Ontology annotation, cellular component: plasma membrane. Lineage: Eukaryota; Metazoa; Chordata; Mammalia; Rodentia; Dipodidae.